Onthophagus taurus is the source of this 791-nucleotide messenger RNA. RefSeq names its product aprataxin (gene Aptx). Gene Ontology annotation, biological process: single strand break repair. Gene Ontology annotation, cellular component: nucleus. Gene Ontology annotation, molecular function: single-strand break-containing DNA binding; single-stranded DNA binding; double-stranded RNA binding. The record is from RefSeq and is a predicted model, not a curated record. NCBI's taxonomy places the organism in Eukaryota, Metazoa, Arthropoda, Insecta, Coleoptera, Scarabaeidae.
AGUUGACACCUGGAUUUUAACGACACAUACAAACCACCUAACCUCAAAAAUCAUUGUUUUCAAACAAAUUUUAUCCAAGUUUUCUUUGUGUACGAUGUCAGGAAAACGAAAACGCGUUGUUGGCGAAGACAGUGAUAAUGGUAAAAAGGUGAAAAGUAACGGUCAUUGGCAAAAUGGGUUGUUAAGCGCUAUGGAAGAUCCUGAACUAAUAGUACAAUCGAAUCCCAAGUUGGUUGUUAUAAAAGAUAAGUUUCCGAAGGCGGAAUUUCAUUACCUUAUAAUUCCGCGUGAAGAUAUUAAUAGUUUAAAAGCCGUCGAUCAGUCUCAUGCAGGAUUAUUAAAGUACAUGCAUAACAUCGCCCAACAAUUGGUUGAUGAACCAAGACAUAAAAGUCGAUGUUUUAAAAUGGGUUAUCAUGCAGAAGCGAGCAUGGCAAGGUUACAUAUGCACGUUAUUAGUGAUGAUAUGAAUUCGCCUUGUUUAAAAACAAAGAAACACUGGAAUAGUUUUACAACUGAAUUUUUAAUGGAUUCUAAACUAAUAUUGGAAGAUGUGGAAAAACAUGGAAAAGUAAAAGUAUUUUCAACAGAAUAUUGCAAACGGCUAAUGGACACUCCAUUGAAAUGUCACAAGUGUGAUUUUGUUCCGAAAACAAUGCCAGAUUUAAAAAAACACAUAGUGAAACACAUAACAAAAUAAUAUUGAUAAGAAGGGUAUUUUGUAUGAUUGUUUUAUAUUAAGGCAUUAUUGAUAAAAACAGAAAAAUAGGUAAUAAAUGAGUUUUUGUGGA